AUGAUUGACUAUAUAGCCUAUUCCGCGCCAGCUUGUCACGUUUUUCUUCCUGCCGAAAAACUCUAGAAACGUGACUAUCUCUCGCGGAACGAACUAUAGCAAUUCCACGUUUUAUUGGUAGUUUUGCAGGCCCGGCUGUUCACCUAAAAAAUGCCAGAUUGUUAGAUGGUGUUUGUUUCAACAAUUUGGAAAGAAUAGAAGUGAAUGAUCCUUAUGUAUAUUGCGAAAAUCGGGACCUUCUGCGUUUCGAAGGAAAUGUCUCAAAAGCAGUGAGGGACCUGUUGGAAAAAGUGGCAAACAAGGUGAUUAUUUUUUUCACAAUUUUGAACUUUGAACAAAAAUGGCUUGAGUUUUUAAACGGAAAAAGCUUUUGCGGUAAGUAUAAUGUUUUGAAGUUUCAUGGUUGCGUUACGGUUGACCGUUUGUCCCGAAAUGAAAAACUUGCUAUGGAAGUUCUCCACCUCGAACGCAGUUUUUUUUUUUGCCUUUUUUCGAACGCCUAGUCGGGCGCUACUUCGAAAAACUUGGUAAAAGCCUUUAUGAAUCUUUCAACUGAAAUUACAAUCAUUUACUUCAAGCAACGCGAUAAAGAGAUAAGAUCAAAUUUAGAUGUCUUUUCUAUUCAGACGCUCGAAGUUUGUAACAAGGUGACGACAGCAGCACCAACAACAGUGCCAACAGCAGAACCAACAACAGAACCAACAACAGAACUAACAUCAGAACCAGUCAUCACGACUACGACGACUUUCAACACCACGAUCGGCAUUGUGGCAGACUCUCGAUGCGGGCAGAAUUCGUCAGCCGCCGCCUCAGCGCGAGCUCAAGCCAACGCCGAUCGGAAAGACUGCCCUAGCUAUUGCAGCAGUAUUUAUAAUAGUUUUUUGGGCUUCUAACAUAGUUAUUUGCAGCCGGGAUGCUCAUCACAGCGAUAACAGUUUCCGUUGUUCUUUUAAUUCUACUGGCCAUCUCGACGUUUGCCGCUCUCAGAUUGUUUUUCUUAAGGAAAAACGAGGACGCCGAAAACGCCAAUCACCGUAUGAUCAUUAAAAAAAUUGUAAUCAUCAAAUUCAUAUUUAGUUUUCCCUUUACAGUCAAUCCAUCCCGAAGAAUGGUGAAAUAAAUAGAUACCUUUUCUGAAGACCAUAACCAGCAUAGUCUAAAGUUCCGAAAGCAAAAAUAACAAAACCUAAAAAAUUGAGUUUUUCUUGUUGCGAAAUCUAAAUUUUUAACUUACUGAGGAACGUUUUUUUAUCCCCCGGUUAUAGUCAAUGUUUCCCGACUCCAAAGGCGAGGGAGGCGGAGCAGAGGGCGGGACGCGUAGCGUGUGGGUACGCGGUUCUUGGCACGAGUUCAUUUCAAUUGCCAGCUUCGCAUGCUGAGCGGGGUAACCCAGCCGUGCUAACACGGGGUCUCAGCGGGUGCCCCCGUAUUAAACCCUUAUAAGCCCAGCUGGUAGAACUUUUGGCAAUUUUCAGUCCAACUGAGACCCGCUAUAGCACAGCUGGGCUACAUAUUUUUCUUACACCCGUUGUUCCCCCGUUUUAGCCCAACUGAGACUAAAAUAACCUCAGAAACACGGGUUUAAUACGGGUACACCCGUUGAGACACUUGGCCAGUACACGGCAUUCCUAAUGAAGUGAGGGAAGGUGAGCGAGGCGUCAAACUUUCUGAAUUUACAAAAAAAAAUUAGUGCGCGCUACGGAAAAAUUGCACUGAGUAUCAAACGUUAAUAACUUGUUUGUUCGAUCGCCUUCGGCUGUGUACUGUAGAUUUCAAAUUUCGCGCCAAUUUUUUUUUGAUAUCUCACCACCCCGUUUGGGAAUACCGUGCAGUAUGCGAGAGCGACUAAUUGGAGUGCUAGUUUACCGCAAUGUUCAUUUCUUUUCAAAAUAUAAAUUGAUUUUUUUCAUGUCUGCAUUAAAAUAAUAGUGGAACAUAUAAAAAAAAGCGGUGCCCGAGCUUUUUGAAUAGUCGGUGAACCUUGAAUUGAACACAUGCCAAGAACCGCAAACGCACACGCUACGCGUCCCGCCCCCUGCCCGGCCUCCCUCACCUUUCAAGUCGGGAAAAAUUGACUCUUAACUUUGGAUGACACUUCACUGAGGUGUACUCAAGGACCUUCUGAGUGCAUAACAAGAAAAAAAUGUCUCGCAACAGGUCUUGUUUUCGAGUUAGGACGCUCUAAAAGCAUGAAAUAGCGCUUUUUGUCACAACUUGCGUAUUUUGCGGACUUUGAAGCUUCAUAACUCGGAAACAAGAUCUUUUGCUAAAAUUUUUUUUCUUUUUCUGCAAUCAGCGGAUCCUAAAAAGGGGUAGAAAACGUUCCCUGGUUAGCUUCUCAAGAAACUUUUCUUCCGACAUUUAUAAAAAAAGAAUAUUAACUGACCUCAAAUUACACUAAAGAUAACUGCCGAGUCUGGCGGGAGAGAAAUGCUAGGUUGGUGGCGGUACAUUGACGAUCUCGCAAACAAUUCGCUCUGUCUUCGCGCGAGUUGCGCAUUUUUCUCGCUUUACUCACGCAGCUUGAAAACUUCCAAAAUGCGAGGUCGCGCCAAAAAAAAAAUGCGAGACGAAAGAGCGAGAUGUUUGCGAGUUCGUUUAAGUAAAGUCGAUUCACGGCCACGGCUAGCUUGUGACGUUAAAGGGGCGUGGUCUAUCUCAUCGGGCCAGGAGCCUUUUUUCGAUGGCUCAAGUCAGCCUUGAAUCAGCCACCGGCCUCGCGUUUAUCUUGACAGUUAUUCUUAGUUAGUGACAUGUUGUUUUGUGAGACGGGUUCGUUUUGUGAACUGUAUCAACUUUUUUUUGCAUUUUUUUUUGGAUUACACGAGGAAAAUUCUUUGAACGACGUGCAAAAAAAAAAGAAGAACAGCCAAAUUGAUGCCUAAAUUUUUCUUUCCUUUUUUUGGUUUUCAUACUUUGAUGUUUUUUGAGACGCAAACUAAAUGAGUUGAUUUCAGCAAAAGAGCAGCGUCAGAACGCUGAAAUGAGUGAAGCGUGCCCCAGGCAGCACCCUGACCAAAGGCCGAAAGAAACGGAAGCUAAAAACCCGCCCGCUCCGAACGAAUACAAGAACUCGAAGGAGAAGAAAUCGACGGAAAAUAACCCGGAGAAGGCGUAGGAGAUCAGUAUGGCUUCGAAUCGACACAAUUGAAUUCAAAAAAAUAAAAAGAAGGCAUCUUUUUUUAAUGUUUUUUUCAAAGUUUGAUUUCUCAAAUCAAUAAAUUUUUUUAUUGCACUUCGAAGCUUUGGUUUUUUUUUUCUAAGGUGGUUUUCGCGGUCUGAAAUAUACUUAUUUGAAAUUUAGAUAAUUUUAUCAAAAUUGGAAGACUUCAUACGAAACCGUGUUUGAUGCGUUUGAGAAGUACUAGAGUUACUUUUUGAUCGAGCUGGUCACGAAAUUUCGACUAAAAGAAAUUUUUGAAGAGUAUCUUGAAAAAGUGAGCAGUAAAGGAUUGAAAGAAGAAGCAUGAAAAUCAGAGACCCUAUAGGGACCACCCAAAUUUUAAUCCUACAGAGACGGUUCUUAUUACCUAACCCCUAUAGGUCCCUUUCUGGCUUUCCUCAAAUUGGUCAUUUAGAUUCACGACUCUAUAAACUUUGCCAUGACCCUGAAAAAAAAACGUGGAAUUAAUAAAAUUAAAGUGAAGUUCUCAGACGCGGAACUGGCAUUUAGUGUCGUGGAUCUUCGCCAACUGGCAGCAAUGGGUAACUUUGAGAACAUCCAUUUUUGUUUUUGCUUACUCCGCGCCAGCUUGUCCAGAUUCUUCAUUCUCCGAGCCCCAGAAGCCCAGAACCCCUCCGGGAGCACUCCCAUCGACGCACGCGACCUACUUCUGUGCAUGCGCCUUUAAUUUGAUUUCUUUUCAAACGAUUUUCCAUUCUUCAAUCUACAAUAAGUUCGUGAAAACGGCUGGGGGAAAAGAUUUUCUGAAUAUAUGACGCUGUAGCUGAUUCACGGCUGCCUUGAGCCAUCGAAAAAGGGUCCUGACACGACAAUGCACGAUAUAGCGCCUGGCUCGUGGAGAGCGCAGACAGGACACGCCCCCUUAGCGUCCCAAGCUGGCCGUUAAUCAGCUAUAACCCCCAUAUUUUUUAUAAGUUUAUUUUUUUUUCAAUAUGUAAUUGUUCGUGUUUAUGAAUUAUUAUUUUAUUUGUUUUCAGUGAUAGUUAUAAAGUCUAGAUUUAGUAUAGUCUAUUCAGACUUUGAUUGUCAAGCACGAUGACGUCAUUGGGAAAGUCUCUGUGGUUAGCCCGCUCUCUGAUUCGUUAAUAGCGCCAUCAGGGGCGGAGCUUGAGCGAUGACUUGGAGUUCGAAAUCGGAAGAGAUUAUAGGAUAUAACGGGAAAUGUAAGGAGCAUGCAUAGAGGAAGGCCGCGCGCAUUGAAGGGAAGCUUUCAGCAAGGGUUCUGUAGCUUGGAGGGAGGGGGGAAACAAAAGUCGAAAAGCUGGUUCGGGAUGGGCUGUACCACCAAUGAUUCCGUGAAUGCUCAGUGUCUGAGGGCUCAAAUAUGGUUAAAUGUUAAAUAUUCGCGAAUUUUUUAACGUAUAAUCUGUUCAGAUUUUGAACGUCAAACAGCUAGCUCCACGUCAAAGGCUGCAAUAUCUUUCGCGUCAAUGUUUUAUGUACAGAUGACGAUGGCCCGUUUAACGAGGCUGCAUUUUUGACUUCUUUUUUUAUCUUUUAAAUUAAAAAAGGUCAACGAUAAAACAUCUACGCAAAAAGGUACCGUAUCAGCAGGGGCAGAGUUAGCUGUUUGACAUUCAAAAUCUGAACAGACUGUAUUCAUUUUUCCGCGCUUCCCUAAAUUCCUCAACGUAAUUUUUUUAACGCAGAAUUAAUUUUAGAAUUUGGUUUUUUAAGCUCUUUUUGAAAAAUUUUGGUCGAUUCGUUCUAUGAACGUAAAUUCGAAAUAUUUAUUGGUCCUCACUUGAUUUGAACCCUGAAUCGAAGAGUUUGAAAAACAAAUAAUGACAUGAAUUGUGAGAAUUAUUAUUUUUCUCACUCUUCCGGUCUAGGAUGACAUGGUGUUUUUUCCUGUGUUGAUCUCUUGAAAUUCGCUUUUUCAGUUUGGAACAAAGCUCGUCUGAAAAGACAGCUUGUCGUCAUAUGCGGGAUCCUUUUUUGCGCGUUGUCAACCGCUUCCGCCCAAGGUGAGUUUUUUUUUCAAAAAAUUAAAGUAAUUUGAAUAAGGAUUACAAGUUUUUGAUGGCACCUUUGGCAGAUGAGGUAUUAAUUGAUUGAUGUUCCUAGAUGCAUGCUGCCCGGGGUCGAUGUGGUCUUAUCCAUCUGGGGACGCCGUCCCCCCUGGAUGCGAGGAUUCUAAAGUCACUUGCACGGAAGGCUCUGUUCACGUCGAACAACCUUCUAAGAAAUCUACAAUAGUUUCGAGCUUUUUGAUGAGAGCCACAAAGACCGGCGCUAUCAUUAUACUCGACACCGGAGGUGUAUCACUAAAAAUGUCCAAUCUGAAAGAGAUUGUUCACAAAGGAAUAGGUACGACUUUUUAUUCAAUUAAAAUUAUUAAUUUUUUUAAAAACCUUCGAAUACUAUGUGAAAAAAAGGAAAGAGGAUCCUCGAAGGUUCACGGCGUUUUUUUCAGUGAAAAAAAGAUGCAGAAAAAAAAUACCAGGGGCGGGCGCCUUAAAUUGUACGACUACCGUAGUUUUGAACUGUUCAGGACCCGUUUUUUUAAUACAAGACCCACCCUCUGAAGUUCUCAAGAGUUCAUUUGACGUAGUUUGAAACCGGUUUCGUGCAAAUUAGAGCCAAAUUAAAUUUGCUGAUGCAGUUUGAAGAUUUUUACAUGAAAUAUAUGAAUAAUCUGGAUUAUAUUUUUUUCUAGUUUUUUUAUGCUUUUCCGAAUUUAGAUAAACAUUUUUGCCAUACGAAGUUUUUUUAAUAAAUUUCUGCGUUCCAUCCAUUUGUUGUUUUUUUCUGAAGCUAGGAUUUCAAAGUAUAAAAAAAUUUCUUUUUUGAAAUGCUUCUCGAACUUUCCUCAUUUCACUUUUUUUAGAAUAUUUAUAAUUUCUUAUACAAUUGGAGCUGAUUCACCUUCAUAAAAUUUUUGAAUUUUUGUAAUCAGUAAUUUAGAGUUUUUCCCCUCUCAAAAAAAGUUCCUGAAUGUUUUUUAACAUUACUUUUUUUUAACAUUACUUCAAAAACUAAAGUCAAUAGAAACAGAAACAAUUCACCAAAUGAGGCUCUUAUUAAAGGCGCAUUUAUGACCGCCAUCAUCUACCAUCGCCGCGCAAGUUAAGCCGCCCGUGCGCUGUCUCAAGCCAGCCGUGAACAAGCUAUAACCUGAUUGCUAGAGCGGCCACUAAAACGUCAAAACCCUAAAGUGGCCAUUCAAAAUUUUCUCAGCUUCUUCGACUACGAGUUGCGCGUCAAAAGCCGCGUCGCAACGCUUCACCCAUGUUUUAAUAUAGCAAUUCUACGUUGAAUGGUAGUUUUGCAGGUCCGGCUGUUCACUUGAGAAAUUCCAAGUUGGUCGAUGACGAAUCUUUUAACAGUCUCGAGAGAAUAGAAGUGGAUGAUCCUUAUGUAUAUUGCAAAAAUCGGGACCUUCUGCGUUUCGAAGGAAAUGUCUCAAAAAAAGUGAGAGAGCUGUUGGAAAAAGUGGCAAAUAAGGUGAUUAUUUUUUUCCAAAAUUUUGAAAUUUUAACAAAAAAAUAGCAUGAGUUUUUGAACGGAAAAAAAGCUUUUGCGGUAAGUAUAAUGUUUUUGAAGUUUCAUGGUUGCCUUUCGGUUGACAUUUUGUCUCGAAUUUUAAAACUUGCUUUGAAAGUUCUCCACCUCGAACGCCUUUUUUAGUGGAACGCUACUUCGAAAAAAUUUGUAAAAGCCUCCAUGAAUCUUUCCAUUGAACUUACGAUCAUAUACUUCAAAUAACGUAAAAUAAAACCAAAUUUUGAUGUCUUUUCUAUUCAGACUCUCGAUAUUUGUACCACAACAGCAGCACCAACAACAGUGCCAACAACAGAACCAACAACAGAACUAACAUCAGAACCAGUCAUCACGACUACGAAGACUUUCAACACCACGAUCGGCAUUGUGGCAGACUCUCGAUGCGGGCAGAAUUCGUCAGCCGCCGCCUCAGCGCGAGCUCAAGCCAACGCCGAUCGGAAAGACUGCCCUAGCUAUUGCAGCAGUAUUUAUAAUAGUUUUUCGGGCUUCCAACCUAGUUAUUUGCAGCCGGGAUGCUCAUCACAGCGAUAAUAAUUAUAGUUGUGCUUUUGAUCCUACUGGCCAUCUCGACGUUUGCCGCCCUCAGAUUGUUUUUCUUCAGGAAAAACGAGGACGCCGAAAUCGCCAAUUUCUGUAUGAUCAUUAAAAAAAAAAUCUAAACCAUCAUAUUCCGAUUUAGUUUUCCCUUUACAGUCAAUCCUUCCCGAAGAAAUGAUCUCAAUUUUUUUGUUUUUUUACUUCAACUUUUUUUCUUUCCUCAUUUUAAAUUGUAGAUCGAAGUGAACUCGUUGGGGUUCACACUGAUCUAUGAAUAAAUUAUUAUUAUUAGGGGAAAUGGAUAGACAUCUUUUUGAAGCUGUAAAGCUUUAGUUUCCCAAAGCAAAAAAAAAAUGGCCGAUACUUGUCUGAACCGGCGAUUUCCGAAUCGAAAUCCGAUUCGAUACUUUUCCGAAUCGGGUGUAUACUUUUCCGAGCCCAAAUUUAUUAUGCUUUUCCGAAUCGGACUUCCAUUUUUUCAGAUAGAACCUUUCCUUCGAUCUUUUCAUUUCCGACCGCUUCCAUAUAAUUUUUCUCGAUCGGUUUCAAACUCUGUCGUAAUUAGUCAGAGACUAAUUUUCAGAUCAUUCUUUCCAAACAUUUCAUUCGUUGUUUCAGUCAAACAUGUCAUCGGCUAAGCUUUGAGCAACAACUUUUUGAGUUCUUUCGAUCAGCUGCCUUUUGUGAACUAGAAGUCUUUUUUGACGAAAAAUAUAUUAGGUGGUGAAGCUGAUUUCGGAGGCCUAGGCGGAAACCUUCAAAUGAGAGCAAACCACUAUGUGUGAAGAGGUAUUACGGCAAAAAUCAUUCGAAUUAAUUUUCUGGAUACUAGAACUUGCAAAUCGAUUGUUGAAAAAUUUCUAAAUCUUUUUUCAUUUCGGGUUCAAUAUCAGAUUUCUUCUGGUUAGAGGAUUUAUUGUCAAGGCUUUUCCCUGUAUUUUGUCAAAAGGCGAUUCUACUGAUUCUCCCAGCCAAUUUCUAAAAAUUUUUUUGCGUUUACGCUGCUGAUAGUCGUUUGAGGAUGAAAAAUACUCAAAAAAGUUAUCAUGACAAUUAAGCUUGGAUUAAGCUUCAGUUCUCAAACUUCCUGAUCUCUCAAUAACAAGUCUUCAGAAGAAAUGAUAUCUUUUUUUAGAGCGUUACAAAAUGAAUAGUAUUUUUGGGAAGAAUGAUCUGAACAGAAGUCUUUGACUAACUACGGCAGAGCUUGAAACCGAUCGAGAAAAAUUAUAUGGAACCGGUCGGAAAUGAGAAGAUCGAAGAAAGGUUUUAUCUAAAAAAAUGGAAGUCCGAUUCGGAAAAGCAUAAUAACUUUGGGUUCGAAAAAGUAUACGCCCGACUCGGAAAAGUACGAUUCGGAGAAGUAUCGUCUCGGAUUUCGAUUCGGAAAAGUAUCGGCCAGAAAUGCUAGGUCGGUGGCGGUACAUUGACGAUCUCGUAAACAACUCGCUCUGUCUUCGCUCGAGUUGCGCAUUUUUCUCGCUUUACUCACGCACCUUGAAAAAUUCCAAAAUGCGAGGUCGCGCCAAAAAAAAAAUGCGAGACGAAAGAGCGAGAUGUUUGCGAGUUUGUCAAUGUCCGCCACCGGCCUCACGUUUAUCUCGGCAGUUAUUCUUAGUGAUGCGUGAUGCUUACACGGGAAGUGCGAAAGGUCGAGGUAUUGGAAUUUAAUGAAACUUGGUAUAUAGGUACUACCGAACACCCUGAAUCCAAAACAGUUGAAAAAAAGUGCGCCUUUUUGGUUUUAGUCGAGUUAGGGCGCCUCAAAGUUUGCACGCAAAAAUGCAUUGGAAGGGAGGAGGGAAUGUGUUGCGGCGACUAACUUUCACUGCCAGCAGGUGUCGUGGUGUAGUGGCGAGAUUAAUCUCGACGCCCUAAUUUCCUGCACAGAGCAGGACAAAAAAAGAAUAAAAAAAUUUUUUUGUUGAAAUUCUUUCUCAAAACGACAUAAAAUAGUGAAUUUUAACACUUUGAACGGUAUUUUUCGUUCUAUCUUCAAAAAUUCAUCAAUUUUUUCGAAAAAAUUCAUGGCAAAAAAAAAUUUCACCAAAAAGGGUCCGAACCUGCAUCAUAGGUUUCACAGCGUAAGGCCUCUAGCCACUACACCACGCCGCAACACAUUCCCUCCUCCCUUCCAAUGCAAUUUUUGCGUGCAAACUUUGAGGCGCCCUAACUCGACUAAAACCAAAAAGGCGCACUUUUUUUCAACUUCUUUGGUUUCAGGGUGUUCGAAAGUACCUGUAUGCCAAGUUUCAUUAAAUUCCAAGACCUUUCGCACUUCCCGUGUUAAAUGUUCCUCUGAUACUCUCAUGUGUAAUUUUUUCAGUGUCCUAUGCCACACAAAUUUUCAAUUUGAUGAUUUACAUCCAAUCUGGCAGAGAUAAGGCUAUGCGUUAGUUCAUGAAUUCGUAUCGUUUUUUUUUCAUUCAGAGCUUUUUCAGUCAACUCGGUAAUGAUGGAUAGACUGGCGGGGAAGCGUGGAAAUCUGUGUAAGUAUAAUUUAUAGUCGAACACCCCUGUAUAUUAUAUACCUUUAACGAGGAUGAUAAGGGAAAGAACUGUGCUAAAAAAAAAGCACUUUUUGUAUAGUAUAAGGUUUAACCUGUACAACUUCCAAACUACAAAAAUAAAUAAAACUAGAAAGGAAACCUGUUAACACAUGGGCUCUGUGAGCAUCGAUGACACGCGAUAACUUUUGGUAAUAAAAAAAAAGUUUGUAUUUUUCUGACUGCUCGAAGCUUCCACAUAGACGCUUUGUAAAAUUAUAAAAAUUUUGAUACAGCUUUGGUUAAGCACCGCUCUUUUUUCGAACUCCUGUGGAAAAGUUACCGUAAAAAGUUAUUUUAUCUUAAUGUUGCUAGAAGUCCAGAAAGUAUUACAAGCGCACAAAUUAGGGUAUCUUUUUGUUUGAACUUUCCUGACUUUUUUUUUUGGAUGAUCGAAAAGGGGUAUAACCAUUUUUUCACAGAAAAAGGAAACGAAGUUCUUAUAGUUUCAGCCUAUCAGAGUCCCCUCAUAUUUCUUCUCUUUAUACCUCUUGCGAAUCUGUGCACAAAAGUUCUGCUUAUUUCCGCCCCUCAGGCAUAAGAUCAAGCCUUGCGCGGUUAUUUUCGGAUGAAAAAAUAUUCUCCUCUGAAAUUUUAAAUUCGUGCGAUUCCGCGAAAUUAUGCAAAUCCGUGCAACCCUGAUACUUGUUAGCUGCUUGAUAAUCUGAAAAGACUAUACACGAUUGGUGGCUUCUAAUUCUCUUUUUUUUCUUUAGUGCGAGACGUGACGAAUAUCCACUACCUGGCCAUUUCACGAAAAAACAAAUUCGAACAAAAUAUGCCGCUGGACCCGAAAACAGAUUUCGCUGAUCCCUUUCAAACUCCCUGGACUGAGCCAAACUUUUCUGAGUUCGACACUAGACAAGAAAUGACGGCAGAUUUUAUUGAAGCGGCGCAAAAGUUUGAAACUAUCAGAAAGGUUCAUGAAACUGGCAAGGAGUUUGAGCCGCCGGCGGGAACUAAGAUUUGGUCGGACUUGCGCAUGAAAGACGCAGAUAAGAUGGAACUGACCAAACUGGCCGAACAGCCGAUAGUCGAGAGAAAACCAAAACCCGAGAAGUCAAAAGGUCCCCCAAAAAUUCCUAAGAGGCGGCUAAAAGGAGGUGCCGAUCCGCCUUCCAAAGGAACCACCAGCGUCAAAGCUGAACAGCCGAAAAAGAAGGAAGACACGAAAACGGAAGGGGCGAGAAAGGAAGGCACGAAAAAGGAAGACCUGAAAAAGGAAGUCCCAAAAAAGAAGGAAGACACGAAAAUGGAAGGGGCGAAAAAGGAAGACCCAAGAAAGGAAGACACGAAAAAGGAAAACUCGAAAAAGGAAGACAUGAAAAUGGAAGGGGCGAUAAAGGAAGGCACAAAAAAGGAGGAUCCAAAGAAAGGUGAAGCGGAAAAGAAAGAUAAAGCAAGAAACGUCGUAGACGCUGCAAAUAUCGUUGUACGAGUUCUGAAAGAAGAUAAGCCGAAAGAAACGUUCAAAAUGCCGUCCAACUUGAUAAAAUUCGAUAAAUGUCACCCGCUGACUCUGACGGAACCAGUCAAUGUGAGAUAUGACACGUGCAAGACUAAAUCCAAGGUUUUGAGUGGGUUUUUCCUUUUCAAGGCAUUUUUCAUCAGCUUAUAGUUAGGACUGUUUUGAUUUAGCUCAUUACCUCACGCUGAUUCCAAUUAUGAGUUUGAAAAACACGCUACAAAUAGCAAUUUUAGAAGAAAUGGGUAUUUCAGGAGAUACUUUCUCAGUAAUGAUGUUUAUGAUCGACCAGCUACAGCUUUACUUCCAACUUCAUGGGAAAGGUUUAAAGAAAGCAGGAAGAAAAGAAAAAUAAGUUAUUUAUUUUUUUUAGCCCUGGCGCUUGUGAAUCAUAACGCGAACAUGGUAGAUAUCAAAGUCAUCGAGAGAGUGAGGACCUUCGCUGCUUAUGAUAAAAGCCUUUCGUCUUAUCCUGACUUUCCGUAUGAUGCGCUGAAGAGGGAAAAUAAUCCCAAAUGGAAUUUGGUUCCCACGCAAGCUGUUGGUGAGUUUUCACAGGGACCAAAACAUUCUUUUGUUAAAUUUGUCCACUUUCAAUCAAGUAUUUUUUGGAAAACGGUGAAAAAUAUUUUAUUAACAUGGGAAGUGCAAAAGGUGGGUCGAGAAUUUGAUGAAACUUGGUAUACAGGUACUUUAGGACAAUUUGAUUCCAAUAAAAUUGGAAAAGUGCGCCUUUUGCGUUCUAGUCGAGUUAUGGCAUUUCAAAGUAUGCACGCGAAACAUGCAUUGAAUGGGAAUGUGUUGCGGCGGAUAAGUUCUGCUGGCACUUGGUGCACCAUGGUGCGCUCAAACACCAGUGGGGAAUUUCCGGGUAACUCUGAGGGCAAUUGCCGCGCUGCGUUCCGGUAGCUACCCAAAGGCGAAAAAACGGCUUGCGGGGAAUUACCCUCUGCUCGCAUUGAAUUUUUUCCUUUGAAUUUUUUUCUUCCUUUUUUUCUAUUCUCAUUGUUUCGAAAAACUAUUCAUUGAUUUCACAAAAUGCAAUGAAUGAUUUUAUGAAAUUUAUUGCAUUUUUUAAAAUCUUUAUGAAUUUUAUGCGAGGUGAUGGAAAAUUCUGAAGUGGCUCGUGGCCUAACACGUAAGAUGUAAGAUGCAAGUUCCUCAGGCACUGACGGCGCGUUUUUGUUGCCAAAAGUGCGCAUGCGCGCCGCCUGCUGCGCGCACGCGCGGGGUGUCUCUUUUGUUUUUUAGCUUUUUAAUUGGGUAUAUGAUAAUCGGGCUGCGAAAAUCGAGCCGCCUUUUUUACGGGGCGAGACGAACAGAGAAAAAGAAAUAGUGUAGAAAUCAGAGCUGUUCUCAAGUCGAGGCGACCCUGGCCGAGGCCGCCCCGACCACGAAGCGCCCCGGCCUGGCCCGCGAAGCGGUUUUCAUUUAGGCCGCCGAAGCGAGCGCGAGGAUAUUUUUUUCCGUAUUUUUUGUUUAGUUUAGUUUUUCAUAUUGAAAACAAAUGUUUAAGUUAUUUAUGAUCCAUGAAAAGUUUAAUUUUAUUGUUUUUCACAGAAAUCUUGCUUUUUGAUUUCACUUUUCACAUUUUUUCGUUUUUCUCUUUUAACUUGCCGAAAUUACUUUGAACACGGCAUGAAAUACCAUAACUCGACUAGAACGCAAAAGGCGCACUUUUUCAACUUUAUUGGAAUCAAGGUGUCCUAAAGUACCUAUAGCUGAUUCACUAAUUUACUACUAGUUUGGGACGCUGAGGGGCGGGGUCUCUCUGCACUCUCCACGAUCCAGGCACUGUCUCGUGCAUUAUCGUGUCAGGACCCUUUUUUUUCGAUGGCUCAAGCCAGCCGUGAAUCGGCUACAUUAGAGUUCUCAAAACCAAACUUUUGAAAAAAUGAAAGUUUAAAAACAUGAAAAAGUUUGUUUUCAACAUAUCGAAACAAUUUUAUUCUCAAACAUUGAUUGAAAACGAACACAUCCAAAUCGUUCAAGUUAUGAUCAAACUUUUUCCGACCGAAAAACAAACGUUUGUUUUUUCGGUCAAACUUAUUUCAAACAUUGAAGGAAUGUUCGUUCCGAUCAAACGUUCGAUUUCGAAAUUUAAAUCAAAGGUCCGUUUCAAUAAAUGUUUGAAAAAUGUUUGAUUGCACGUCCGUUCAAACGUUUGGUUUUGAAAACUCUAGUACCUAUAUACCAAGUUUCAUCAAAUUCUCAACGCACCACCUUUUGCACUGCCCGUGUAAGCUAUAUCGAACAACCGCGAGCUGGAAGUCAAAACGUGUAGACGAAAAUUCGAAAAAUCAAAGAGUUGACAUAGAAAACGUUUUUCUCCUUCUCAAAAUAUCGUAAUACGAUUUUUCUUCCCGUUCGGAACGCAUUUUUCAGCCUUUUACGAUGAGCUCAAAAGGCUGCGCUUUUCUGCCCUUCCGAAGGAGAAACGACUUUUGGAGAUGUUGGAGUUCGAACAUGCCCAUCGGGCAAAUAUCUUGCACGCCGAAGGGCUCAACUAUUUCUACUGGUUCAAGAGUUCGUUUUGCCCCUCACGGUGUUUUUUUCAUUACCACGGCGUUCCCAAACGGGGUGGCAAGACGUCAAAAAAAAUUUGGCGCGAAAUUUGAAAUCUACAGUACUUCAGCCAAAGGCGAUCGAACAAACAAGUUAUUAACAUUGAAUAUUCAGUGUAAUUGUGACGUCACGUGACGUAAUUCUAUCCGUAGCGCGCACUAAAUUUUUUCUGUAAAUUCAGAAACUUUGACGCCUCGCUCACCUUCCCUCACCCCCAUUAGGAACGCCGUGAUUACGCAAGGUCAAGACUUUUUGUAAAUUAUGAUGCUCAGGAUGUAAGCACACCGAGACGCACUAUCGCAUACUCAAAAUUGUUUUUUUUUUUUCAAUUCUAGAAUUUGCAAUUUCAGGAUAAUAGCUCCUGAAAUGUUCGAAAUUUGUCAGUUUGAAGAAUAUGAUGAGAAAAAAGCAUUCACUUAUAGCUGAUUCACGGCUAGCUUGGGACGCUAGUGGGCGUGGCCUGUCUGCGCUCUCCAUGAGCCCGGCACUAUCUCGUGCAUUAUCGUGUCAGGACCCUUUAUCAGAUGGCUCAAGUCAACCGUGAAUAAGCUAUACUUUAAAAAACAUUUAGGAACGAUUUCGAAAGGGGAAAACUCUAAAUCACUGAUUACAAAAUAAAAACAAAAAAAUAUUAUGAAAAUGAAUCAGCUCCCAUUUAAUAAGCAAUUAUAAAAACGAAAAAUAUUGAAAUGAGGAAAAUUCGAGGAGCAAAUGAAAAAAAGCAACAUUUUAUAUACCUUGAAAACCUAGCUUCAGAAAAACAAAUAAUGGAUAGAAAGCAGAAAUUUUAGAAAAACCUCGUAUGUCGAAAUGUUUGUUUAAAUCUGAAAAACCAUCAAAAAAACUAGGAAAAAAAUAUAUAAUUUAGAUGAUGCAUAUAUCAAAAUCAUUAAACUGCAUCAGCAAAUUCAAUUUGGCUCUAAUUUACACGAAACCGGUUUCAAACUACGUCAAAGGAACUAGAUAAUAACUUUUUAUUAUUAACUGAUUAAAUUAAAAACUAUAGUUUCCGAAAUAGAGUGACUCUUUUCAUGUCGCGAAACAGAUUUCAAAAUUUUGAAAAAUUAGGACUUUAAGAAAAAUCUUCAGCUCUUUUGAGAAAAAAGUUAAAGAUCUGAAACCGGUUUAGAAAAAUGCGCAAUUUCAAGCUCCACAAGAUUUACCCAUAGAGAGGCGGAUCACAUAAAUGCAAGAAAUAGAAAAAAAGUAAAAAAACCAAUGAAAUAAGUGAAGAAAUUCAAUUUUUGCAUCAGAAACCAUGAGAAGGGCGCAAUAAUGCGCCACGGAUAAUAUGCCGCUGGGACCCAAAAUUUCGCAUCAUUGCGCGGAACACCGUGCGCAAAAAUGCUCUUGAAAAUAGAGAAUAAAAUUAGCGGCGUUUCUCACACAAAAAGCGGUCGAACGCAGGUUUUUUGAACGAUUAUAUACAUUUAUCAGUGAAAAACCUUUCAAUUAAAAGAAUAAAAUAAAAAAUUCGUCUUUGCCAAAAAUUUACGGGGCCGUUUUAAUGCAGCGAUCGUUGAACGAGGCAAAAAGCACUAAAAAAACAGUUUUUUCGAAGUGAAUUUCCACGGAAAGUUUGGGUAAAGAUUUUCGAACAUAUUCUGAUAAUAGCAGCUAAAUUACUUCAAAUUUUUAUUUUUGAAAUAGGCAAUCUGUGCUAUCCAAACGGCUCAAGGGUAUGGCGGAUGGAAGCUCCCCUCGCUAGACCUGACAGCUUGGCGCAGCGCGUGCGCUGCGGUUUCUCAUUUUGAGGUCGCCAGUUCGAUACCGUCAGUUUUUUGUUUUCUGGAAAAUACCGACUUUUUCGGCAAACUAGCAAAUUUUUUUUUAGCACUCUAUUAUGAUUUGUUACAUCAUAAUAGACCAGUUUCAAAACUUUUUCUAGAAGAAAAAUCGAGAAAAACGUCAAAAAUGGAUAAUACCAAAAUUCCAGUACUAAAAAUUGGUGCGCGGCGAGCCACAUUUUUCGUCAUAACUUUUUUCAUCCUCAAUCUUUUUUGAAAAACUAAACGGUUCUGAGUUUUGAAUCGAAACAGCUAUUAAACCAUACAAAGAUCAAUGCUGAAAAAAUUUUUUUGAAAGUUCGUUUGCGGUCCCUAACUAUAGUCAAUAUUUCCCGACUUGAAAGGCGAAGGAGGCGGGGCAAGGGGCGGGACGCGUAGCGUGUGCGUUCGCGGUUCUUGGCACGAGAUCAAUUAAAAUGUCGCCGACUAUUUAAAAAGCUCGGCCACCGCUCUUUCUCAAUGUUUUCUACUAUUUUCUGAUGCACACAUCAACAUAAUAAAUAAUUGAAAAAAAGGAAUGAAAAAAAGCGAAAAAAACGGGCUUUUUCAAAGAGUAGAUGGCGGUUGAAUUGAACACGUGCCGAGAACCGCGAACGCACACGCUACGCGUCCCGCUCCCUGCCCCGCCUCCCUCGCCUUUCAAGUCGGGCAACAUUGACUAUACGUCAAAGGAACUAGAUAAUAACUUGUACACAAAUCCACAUUGUGCAUAAAAAUUAACUGAUUAAAUUAAAAACUAUAGUUUCCGAAAUAGAGUGACUCUUUUCAUGUCGCGAAACAGAUUUCAAAAUUUUGAAAAGUUGAGACUUUUAGAAAAAUCUUGAACUCUUUUGAGAAAAAGUUUAAAGAUCUGAAACCGGUUUAGAAAAAUGCGCAAUUUAAAGCUCCACAAGAUGUACCCAUAGAGAGGCGGAUCACAUGAAUGCAAGAAAUAGAAAAAAGUAAAAAACCAAUGAAAUAAGUGAAGAAAUUCAAUUUUUGCAUCAGAAACCAUGAGAAGGGCGCAAUAAUGCGCCACGGAUAAUAUGCCGCUCACAGUGUUCCCAAACGAGCGGCAGCUGUGGUCAGUAGGCGUGGCUGACUGCAACAGCGGCACGGUUUAUUGCAAUAGGGGCGCGGGAAUGAGAGUCAAGUUUUGUGGAUUUAGUGGUUGGAAAAAGACCAUUAAAUGAUGUUUUUCCUAGGUUCUCGCAAGUUUUCAAAGAUUUUUUUAAUGUGUAUGUAAUUAUAACGAACAAAUUUAAAUGAAAAAAAGAGACGAAAAAAAGUUAUUGCAAAAACAAAAAUAUCUCCUAAAAAUGUCGUUUUUUUAGGAAAAACUCGUCAAAUCGAACUUCCAAAGGGAAAAAUUGAGAAAAAAACUCAAAGCACUUCUCUUAAGAAAUACUAUUUGAACGUUUUUAAAAACAAAAAAACAGAUACAUAAUAGCUUGUACGAAUAAAGUUGUCACCCAAAAAUGACAUUUUCAAGAAUAAAUUCGUCGAAUACUGCCUCGAAAAAAAAAUUUUGAGAAAAAUCUCACAGCGUUUCUCUUAAGAAAAUCCAUUUGAAAAUUCUAAAACAAAAAAACAAACGAAAUAUCUUAUGCGAAAUAAGUUGUCAUCAAAAAUGUCAUUUUAAUGCAGAUUUCAGUGACGAGAACAAUCGGAAAUCACUUCAAAUCUCUGGAAAACGCGAUAAACACGUUUUAAGAACACAUACGAUGUGAAAAAAUACAAAAGAAUGGUAAAAUACGCAAGAAAAAGAGAAAAAACCGUAUUAAAAGUGAAUGAAAUUUCGUGGGGGUGACACGCGCCGCACCGCCUUGCGUUAGAAAAAACUCGCGUUUUCGCCCCAUUGCGACGACCUUUUUUUUUCGCUUGCCGCCGUCUCUUUUGGAACACUGUGCGCUGGGACCAGGCUUGUGCGUCAGGCCGGGCUUCGGGCUUCAUUUUCAAGAAAGAGCCCGCGUGGGCUCGGGCCGGGCAGGCUUCAAAAACAAUUCAAAGUUUUAUUUAAAAAUUUUUUACCGAAAUGUGGCUUUUACUUGUGUAAUCAUCGUUUUUGUUAAACUUUAAUUGAAAAACUGAGCAAAAACCUAAUUUUUGUCGUAAAAAAACUUGAUAUCCGAUUAGAAAAAAUUGCGCGCUUCGUAGCCGGGCGGGCCAUUUUUCUUGAAAACAUGUGUAUCGUUUAUUUUUCAUAGGAAAAAAAAAUCUGAUUAGGAAAAGAGUAGGAUCAAUAAAAACAGAAAAGUAAACCGAUUGUAAGCUCGUAGAUGAUCUUUAAAAGUUCAAAUUAGAAAAAAAAAAUGAAGGAGGGAGGCUCGAAAUGAAAAUGAAAGAAGUUUUGAAAAAGAAAAUUAAGUUAAACAAUCAGAUUGACACUAAGUUCCCUUGAAAAUAUGUCAGUAAGCUUUGACUCGAUAGUUUUCAGCAUAUCCUUCAUUUGCUGCGUCAAGAACUUUUCUAAAUGAUAAAAUCGGUCAAAAAAGAGAAAUACUGAAAAAAAAUUCCAACUUUGAAUAAGAGAAUAACUCACAGGACCGACUGUAUCAAGACAGCAGUAUAGACGAUUCACGGCUAGCUUGGGACGCAAAAAGGCGUCGCCUGAUUGCACUCUCCACCAACCAGGGCACUGUCUCGUUUCUUUUCGUGGCAGGACCCUUUUCUCGAGAUCUCAAGCCAGCCGUGAAUCAGCUAUACGUGCUUUCUCGAAAUCAUGCCUCAUUUCUUCUUUCCCUUACCCAUCGACGCCAAAGUGCAAAUCAUAUCUUCAAGUAAAAAUAGAUAUACUGUUUCAAAAAUAGUUUACCAAGAAUCUUAUUGAUUGUAUCCAAAAGCAAAGUUUUGGUGCCAUCUCCCACGGUAUCUUUCUUGACUUUUAUUGAUCGGAAAAAAAAAAAUGUUAGAUGCCAUUUUGAAGUACUAAUAACCUGAAAUUCUUGGUUAAAACAUGAAAAAAGUGCGGAAAAAGGACAUUCAAAUUCAAGAAAGGUGUGCAGUUCCGUCAAAAUAUGUACAAAAAAGCUUUUUUUUGAAUCACAACUUUCUUUAAUGGGAUUUAACCCUUUUGAAACUUUCUGGAAAUGUGAUGACUGUUAUUUGUAACACCGUGGUGAAAACUUAGAAACACAGCUGAAAAAGUUUCAGAAAGAUUGAGCUCCAUACGAGGAAGUUGUGAGCGAAAAAUAUUUCUCCUUUUCUGACAUACUGUAUUAGCGUUACUUUUAGUUGUAAAAUUAAAAAUUUUAGAAAUAUUAAGUGAAAAAAACAGAUAGACAUAAAAAAUCAGAGAGAAUAUAAUACACGAAAAAAAUAAAACAAUUCAAGUAAAAAUUUUGAUGGCACUUAAAUAGUGUCCAAUCGAUAAUACGCGACCUCGCGCCGAUAUCGCGCCGGGAGUUUGCUAGAGCUGAGCGAGAUGGCAGCGAGAUAUGUCGCUGCUAUGUCGCGCCACUCUCGCUGCGAUAUAGUCCAUCAUAAUGGGUGAAGGCUGGGACCCAAAAUUUCGCUUUUUUUUUUUCAUUUCGCGGAACACCGUGCCCUUUCUUGUCAUUUUUCGAUGGAAUUUGAAGGAAAAAAGGUUCAGAUAUAUUAUAUGUUUUGAAUUUUUUUUUUUGAAAUUUUUCUAAACAAAAUUCAUCUUUUUUUCUGAACAAAAGUGAUCUUUAGAAAAUAGAACAAUCUGCCCCGACAAUCCUCUUUUUGACAAUUGUGAGAAUUUCGAGAGAAACAAGAAUAACUAUUAAAGUCGCAUUACUGGAAUCCGAAAAAAUUUUCAAAAAAGCGAGAAUCGAAAUUGGUCGCGAAAAGUUCUUCUGAAAAAAAAGUUUUUAAUUGCGGCUUGAAUCUGAUAUUUGGAAAAAAAAACUUGAGUGAAAAUCUCAAUUUCCCUGGCACACAUUGACGUAGAGAAAAACGAUACGGGCAAAUUCCAAAGAGCCUCAAAAAGAAAAGUCUAAAGCUCCUUUUUGAGUUCUUAAAAAGGUGUCUGAAGUUUCUGGGAUCCCUAGUAGGUGUAAACAAUUUUGCAGCAACCGUGUCAGUUAUUUAACAAUAACUGUUUUUUCAGCUUUUAUACCACUUGGAGGAACCAUUCUGCCGGGCGAGGGUUACGGCGACGCUGUUCUUAGAACUCUCCGUAAGGAUUCAUUUGAACGAGGUGCAAAAAAAAGAAAAAGAGCCAAAUUGAUGGUUGAAGUCCUUUUUCUUUUUUUUUUGUUCUCAUACUUUGAUGUAUUUUGAGUUUGGUUGAAUGAAACAUUUUUUCAGAAGAGGAGCAACGUGAGGAAAAAAUUUUGGCUGAAAUGAAGGAAGCUUACUACAGGCUGCACCCUGAACUACGACCGACAGAAACGGAAGCUAAAAACCCGCCUGCUCCGAAAGAAGAAAAGAACUCGAAGGAGAAGAAGUCGAAGGAAAAUAACCCGAAGAAGGCUUAGGAAAUCAGUAUGGCUUCGAAUCGACACAAUUGAAUUCAAAAAAAAUAAAAGAAGGCAUCUUUUUAAUGUUUUUCAAAGUUUUAUUUCUCAAAUCAAUAAAUUUUUAAUGCACUUCGAAGCUUUGGUUUUUUUUUUUCUAAGGUGGUGUUCGUGGCCUGACAUAUACUUGUUUGAAAAUUUGAUGAUUCUUUCAAAAUCGGAAGAUUUCAUACUAAAUCUCAGUAUUACUGUCUUUCUUGUUUCACUAGUACAUCUCCUUCACACCACCGACGAUUUUUUGCUCGCAAAAACGGUUUUGAGACGUUUUUUCUGGUUCAAACCACGACAAAAACUCUAAAAAAUCAUAUCUCCAAAACGAAAAAUUUGCGCAGAUAGCGGCUAUGAGGAAUCGAUUCCCAGUCCAUCAAAGAUUGUUUGAGCAAAUUUUCAGAAAAUUCCAAACCCUACACAAAAAUGACCUUCCAUGUCAGAUUUUAAAUGUCAAGUCGUCGCUCAAGCUCCGCCCCCCUGGCGUGAUGAACCAAUCAGAGAGCGAGCCAUCCACGGAGCGUUUUCGAAUGACGUCAUUCUAUUUGGCAUUCAAAAUCUGAACGGACUAUAG
This is a messenger RNA of Caenorhabditis auriculariae, 20613 nucleotides long. The record is from the annotation of a GenBank genome assembly. NCBI's taxonomy places the organism in Eukaryota, Metazoa, Nematoda, Chromadorea, Rhabditida, Rhabditidae.